This is a messenger RNA of Oikopleura dioica, 639 nucleotides long. Lineage: Eukaryota; Metazoa; Chordata; Appendicularia; Copelata; Oikopleuridae. The record is from the annotation of a GenBank genome assembly.
AUGCUUGAAGGAGGGCGGCAGACCGUUAGUGACCGUAUUCAAAACUCGCCAAUUUUUAAGGCCAAAUUCAAAAAGUCUCAAAACAUGGACGAGGCCGAAAAUUUGAGCGAUCAGGAUCUUGAGGCGAUGGCGAACUUUCUCAGUGAGAAUUUGGAGGGCAAGAUUCGUUGCCAGGUUCGAAGUGAGGGUCCCAAGUGUGCAAACAUCUGCACCUACUCGAUCACUCUUCUCAUUGGAAUCGUGCUCGGUGCCGCUGGAAUUGUGAUUUAUUCAAUGUUCCAGAACUGUCUCCGUGAUACAUUUCAACCACCCCACACUGAACCUGAUCUCGCUCGUCAUGCUCGAUCUCUUCGAUACGAAUGGGAUGAAGAAGAUUACGACUAUUCGAGUUUCAUGUCUUCCUCCUCCUCUUCGACUGAUUCUUUCGAGCAAGAUGAGUUCGAGAAUCCAUAUGUGCAAGAUGGAGUGCAGGAGAGCGAUGGAAGCGGCCAGGAGAGCGAUGCAAGCGAUCAGGAGAGCGAUGGAAGCGGUCAAGAAAGUGGAUCGGAUGGAAGUGGUCAAGAAAGCGGUCAAAAAAGUGCUAAAGAAAGUGAUGGGGAAGAAAAUGAUGAUUGGCGCAAAAUAAUCAUUCAAUUUUAA